This is a messenger RNA of Cucurbita maxima (winter squash), 381 nucleotides long. Its product is annotated as ethylene-responsive transcription factor ERF098-like. The transcript has a single exon. The coding region runs from base 1 to 381 and encodes 126 amino acids. Gene Ontology annotation, molecular function: DNA-binding transcription factor activity; DNA binding. Gene Ontology annotation, biological process: regulation of DNA-templated transcription; ethylene-activated signaling pathway. The record is from RefSeq and is a predicted model, not a curated record. NCBI's taxonomy places the organism in Eukaryota, Viridiplantae, Streptophyta, Magnoliopsida, Cucurbitales, Cucurbitaceae.
AUGGACGUGGAAGGGAUGUCCGGCAAUGAUCAGGGUGGCGAGGUUCGAUACCGUGGAGUGCGGCGGCGUCCAUGGGGGAAGUUUGCUUCUGAGAUUCGUGACUCGUCGAGACACGGGGCUCGGGUUUGGCUUGGAACUUUCAACACGGCGGAGGAGGCAGCUCGGGCCUAUGACCGAGCUGCCUAUGCCAUGCGUGGUCAUUUGGCUGUCUUGAAUUUUCCUAAUGAAUAUCCAUCUCUCGGUGGCAGUUCUUCUUCCUCUUCUGGUCUAGCUCCGAGGCGCCAUGGCCCGAGUGAGCACCAAGUGAUUGAAUUUGAAUGUGUCGAUGAUAGGAUACUGGAAGAGCUUCUUGAGUAUGAGGAGAAAAGGAAGAAGAUGUGA